GCUGUCAAAAGCGAGAGAUGCGCCGUCCGAGAAAACAUGGCGUAAAGUGAGCGUGUUGCUCGUGUGUCAGUGAUUUCGGUAAGAGACUCGUAGUUAGAGGACGGAUUCUCGAGGAGGGAAUUCCGGAACUCGUCGAGGAGACACGCCAGGAACACGCACCAGGAGAGACGCACCGAUUCGGUAGGUCUCUCUUCGAGCCUGUCAUCGAGGGACUACUCUUCGUUCUGCCGGCCGCCCAGCCAUCUCAGAGAUUCCACCUCGCCAGUCACGCAGACCCGCGAUCAUGGUUUGCAGAGCCGAUGAAAAGACUCAAAUAUGUGUGGUCCAAUUCAAUUUACCUUAUGAGAUACCUAAUCAGAAACUUUGCACUAUCGACAAAUUUUCUUUAUAUGUAUCUACACGCGUAAUAGAUCUUUACAAUUAUAUUGAAGAACAUUAUCAUAUGCAACCAAAUAGCUUUAAAUUACUUUUAUGCACAUCAACAUGCAAAAUGAUCUAUUUGUCUGAUGUGAAAGACAAAACAAUGGAAGAAAUUGGAGUAGAUUUCUCGAUUGAUCCGAGUUCAGCUGGAUUAAAAAAUACUCUAUUUGUUCUUGAUCCGCAACAACCUUUUGUUAUUGAUGGAACACUACCAAAAAAUGUGGAAUACAGUUUGCCAACAUACAAUCUCGCAGGUGCUCCAGCUCUUCAGCCACAUGUAUGGGGAAAAGAGGAUAUUGUUAGAGAAGAUGUGAGGGAAGAUGUUAGAGAUGGUAAAGAGGAAGUUAACUUUAGAAGUUUCAUUAAGACUGAGACAAGCUAUGUUGGUUUAGUCAAUCAAGCAAUGACCUGCUACUUAAAUAGUCUUCUCCAAGCAUUAUAUAUGACUCCAGAAUUUCGUAACGCACUAUAUAAUUGGGAAUAUGUAGAUAGUUCAGAAAAAGAUGAAGCCUUAAGCAUACCAUAUCAAUUACAGAAAUUAUUUCUUAAUUUGCAGACAUCUACCAAAUCUGCAGUGGAAACUACAUCCUUGACCAAAAGUUUUGGAUGGGAUUCUACCGAAGCAUGGCAGCAGCAUGAUAUUCAAGAGCUUUGUAGAGUUAUGUUCGAUGCAUUGGAACAGAAAUUUAAAAAUACAGAACAAGCGGAUUUGAUCAACAGACUUUAUGAAGGAAAGAUGAUUGAUUAUGUUAAGUGUCUCGAGUGUGGAACAGAGAAAUCGAGAGAAGAUACAUUUCUUGAUAUUCCAUUGCCAGUUAGACCAUUCGGCAGCAACAUUGCAUAUAAUAGUGUGGAAGAAGCAAUCAGAGCGUUUGUUCAAUAUGAAACAUUGGAAGGAACUAAUCAGUAUCAUUGUGAAAAGUGCAACAAAAAAUGUGAUGCGCAUAAAGGAUUGAAGUUUACAAAGUUUCCAUAUCUAUUAACCUUACAUCUCAAGCGAUUUGACUUUGAUUACAAAACCUUUCAUAGAAUCAAGCUUAAUGAUAAAGUCACAUUCCCAGACAUAUUAAAUCUAAAUUCCUUCAUUUCGUCCACAACGAGUCAAGAAUCCCCAGGUGGUGAGGAAGACAUUGGCUUAGGUAUCAAAUGCGAUGAUAGCUCUACAACAGAUAGCGGUACUUUAGACGACGAUUGUGCACCAUGUGACAACAGCCUUUCCAACAGUAAUCAUUCAGCCAAUCAUGAUCAAGAUGAUGAUGAAGGUAUUGAUAUGAGCAAUGGACCAUCGACAUCGAGUUGUACCACGCAUAAUCAUGAGAAUGAAAAGAAUCGCGGUACUUACAUGUUAGGAAAAGGUCCAUAUAUGUACGAACUGUUCUCAAUCAUGAUUCACAGCGGUAGCGCGAGUGGAGGCCAUUAUUACGCUUAUAUAAAAGAUUUUAGAACACAAGAAUGGUUAUGUUUUAAUGACCAAAGUGUAACUCAGAUAACUCACGAUGAUAUUCAAAAAACGUAUGGCGGCGGACCAUCAAGAGCAUAUUAUAGUGGCGCAUAUAGCAGCAGCACAAACGCAUAUAUGCUCAUGUAUAGGCAAAUUGAUCGUACUCGUAAUGCCUUGCCUAUGCAAACUCAAGAUUUUCCACGACAUAUUCAAGAACUAUUGAAGAAAAUGAAGGAAAAUGAAGAUAACGAUAGAAAAAAUCGUGAGAAACAAAUGUCCAUACCUAGAUUGAAAAUAUACUGUCAUCAUCCGGUAGAGGGAAAAUUGAUGAAUAUCAAAUUAUACGUUAUGUCCGACAUUACAUGGGCCGAGGCAACAGAGAAAGCAUAUAAGAAAUUUGGUCUCGAAAAUGUAGUGAGUUUGGAUCAGUGCCGUUUAGUUAGUUACGAACAUAAUACUGAUUUAAUAGAAUGCAGUUACGAUGAUCGAGAGCACGAAUCUGUUGGAAGUAUAUGGCGUAUUUCACGUCGAUUCGAUUUGUUGUUAGAAAUUCGUCGCAAAGAUCAGAAGUUUGAAACAUAUUUACCAGGUGGAGUUGCAACAAAAGUAUUUAUCAUAGACGUAGCCAGAGAGGAGGUAAUUGACGGUCCGAUCGAUAUUCGAGGUUCUUUGUCGCAAAGUGUUAAAGAAUAUAAACAAACCGUAGGGAAAAUUAUUAAUAUAGAUCCUAAGCAAAUGAAAGUAAUAUUGCGAAAGCAUCCAGAAACUAGACUUGUGGAAAAUGAUGAUAGUGAUCUUCAAACUGAAGGAUUUUAUAAUGCAAAUAAAAUUUUCAUAUCAACAAUGUAUGAUAUAGAUAAUAAAAAACCUUUUCUAGAAUCAACAGUAUACAGAGUUAUAGAGAAUUUUAGAUAUGUUAUUUCGUUGCAUGUCCAGUUACCAGAUGUGAGCAAAGAAACAUUGGAAGAGUUAAAUAUCCCGUUGUUAGAGGAUAAACAUGAGGAAAAGGAAAAGCCUGUUAGCAAUGGUUCACCCAAACUGUGCGUUCCCGAGUCGCAUUGGGAUAUCAAUCUGAAAUGUAAUGAAAAUUCAAAAGGUUGUGCACGAAGUAACGAAGAUAGCACUAUUCGAAAUAUAAGUCCUCAAUUAGGGGAGGCUGAAGAGUGGAAUACACCUGAACAGAGUAAUAGCGAAGAUAGUAGUCUUAGCGAUAGCGAUAAAACGUUAGUCGGCGAUGCGCCGGAGGGUGUUGACAUUGAAAAAAUAUAUAGGCCAUAUAGUGGUACAUUUAAAGAGUACAAGAUUUCAAAGCAAUUCGAAAUAGAAAAUUGGGACAUCGAUGACGACUCUGAAUAUUAUUUUAGAGCUACGCCUUAUACAGAUAGUACUCAACAAAAAUUACUUAAAGUAUUAGUGGAUAAAAGAAUGAGAUUAAGCACUUUGAAAAAAGAUUUGGAACCGUUCGUAAGUGUACCUGUGGAUUAUUUCAAAAUUUUCCGUUUAUCGAAUUCUGGUGAAUCGGAAUGUAGCUGUCUAACGGAACAGCUUAACUCGUACGAGGAUGGUGAAAGACUUAACGUGAAACUCGGACGAGCCUUGCGUAGUGGAGAAUUCAAAGUCAAAUUAUACCAACUAUUGGUCGACUCUACUGAGCCUUAUAAAUUUUUGUGCGAAUGGAUCGUCUCGAAAGAUAUGACGGUUGGGCAAGCGAAAAAAGAGAUACUGGCAGAAAUAAAGAGAAAAUACGAUAUAGAUAUACCAUAUGAAAAAUGUCGGCUUAGAAAAAAAUAUUAUAAGACAGCCUCAAAAGUAUUCUUAAACGAACAGAAAUUCGAGGAUCUCCGAUUUCAGUCGCAAUUUGAAAUGAUUGUUCAAGAAUUACCAGAUAAAGAGACAAUCACAGAUACCAAUCAGAUUGUCGUGUUUGUCAGAAGGUGGUUACCAGCAAAAGUGCAACUAGAACAAUUUCAAGAAAUUGUCAUGGAUAACAAAACCGUCGAAGAAUUAAAAAAGAAGCUUUCCUCAAUAUCAGAUAUUCCAGAGGAGAAUAUAGAUAUAGCAAAAGGAAAAGGCCAUUUUCCAUGUGACAGUUCUGUGCUUCGAAUUCAAAAUGAACUUGAUUGGAAUGAACAGUAUGAUAAUUUAGUUUACAAUUUUGAUGAUGGUGCUGUUUUCUUAUAUAGGGAUAAUAGGGAAAAACCAAAACAAUUAAAUCCUGAUGAGGUAAUGGAAAUCGCUUUUAAGGAAAACUCACGCUUAACGCCGCUUACUACUACUUCAAGUUACAGUCCACGUCGAGAGAGAGCACUUAAAAUAUAUUUGGAUACUGAAUGAUCUUUUAUAGAGAAAACGUCUCUUAAAAACAAAUUGCUAAAUAAGCAGGUGUGUGAACACACAACAUUUGCACGUUUAUAUUUGUGAAACCGGCAUGUCAUCAAAUAUCAGGUAUUUUGUGUUUCAAUGAGUCUUCAGCAUUUCAAAGCUUCCGCGUUUCUAAGAGUUUUUGAUUUUUUUUUGAAACUAUUGAAUUUUGAAGACUGUUUGGAUUUGUGAAUUGUUAUAUAGUAACAUGUAAUUCGGGAUCUUUGUAU
Messenger RNA from Nylanderia fulva, 4452 nucleotides. It is a transcript of the gene Usp47, whose product is annotated as ubiquitin specific protease 47. Gene Ontology annotation, cellular component: cytosol; nucleus. Gene Ontology annotation, molecular function: cysteine-type deubiquitinase activity; protein binding. Gene Ontology annotation, biological process: protein deubiquitination. The record is from RefSeq and is a predicted model, not a curated record. NCBI's taxonomy places the organism in Eukaryota, Metazoa, Arthropoda, Insecta, Hymenoptera, Formicidae.